Jaminaea rosea is the source of this 590-nucleotide messenger RNA. RefSeq lists its product as hypothetical. The record is from RefSeq and is a predicted model, not a curated record. Lineage: Eukaryota; Fungi; Basidiomycota; Exobasidiomycetes; Microstromatales. The transcript has 2 exons. Bases 41 to 511 code for a protein of 156 amino acids.
CUCGUCAGAAUAGGCCCGCCCUCCUUGAAGCCUUGCAAAGAUGACACCCUACGAGAUCUUGUUCAGGUUCAUGGACAAAGAUGGUCAAGACAUCUCGCACUUGAUCCGUCGACUCGACGACCCCAGCGAAGCUGAUGUCAACGAGAUGACUUUCGAAGAGUACCGCACGGUUUCUGAGAAGAUGAUAGAGCGCAAGCGCACCGUGCGCGAUAUCCACCUCGGCUGGCCUUGGGAAGACGUUCUCGCCGCAGAGGAGGAAGACAAAGCGGCAAGUCGCAAGGCGUACAGGCUGCUCAGGGCCCGGGAGCUGGUGCGCUGGUGGAAGGUGGCUGAGGAAAAGGCUGAGGCCGAUUUCUUGCCCGAAGCGACGACGAGUACGGAGCCUCGACAGCCUGUAAGCAUCAGCGAAGGCUCGGAGGAGGCGUUCCGCAAGGCCAAGGCCGCUGUGGAGAACAGGAAACAGGCGGCCUUCGACGAGCUGAGGGAGGCGGAGGAGGCCAUGGAGGAGUAACAGCAAGAAGCUAGUGAUUCGUACAGAGGGCAAGCAGAAGGGACCUGGACUAUGAUGCGUGGCCAUGUAGAAUGACCAA